Molecule: messenger RNA, 414 nt
Organism: Pediculus humanus corporis (human body louse)
Lineage: Eukaryota; Metazoa; Arthropoda; Insecta; Psocodea; Pediculidae
Product: structural constituent of cuticle, putative
Exons: 4
Coding region: 1-414 (137 amino acids)
Cellular component (GO): extracellular matrix
Source: RefSeq, a predicted model, not a curated record
AUGCUAAAUAAAAAAUUCAAUGGUUGGCUACCAAUUACGAAUUGGUAUAAAUAUCGUUACCAAUUGUUUAUUAGCAUUGCCCUCGUAGCCGGAGGACAUUUGGAAGAAUAUGGUGGUCACAAUUUAUUGGAUUCGCAUCACGACGAAUACAGUCAUCCGCAAUACACUUACAAAUAUUCCGUGCAUGAUCCACACACAGGAGAUUCAAAAGAUCAAUGGGAAACUAGAGAUGGUGACAUCGUAAAAGGAUCGUACAGCGUUGUUGAAGCUGAUGGCAGCGUUCGUAAAGUUGAAUACACGGCUGAUAAACAUAACGGAUUUAAUGCUGUCGUAAAAAGAACCGGACAUUCUCAACACCCACAAGUUUCUUCUUCGGGACAUCUUUUCCAAUCUGGAUUGGGAGGUCAUUAUUAA